AUGGCGUCGCCGCACAACUACAAUAACGACUGCUAUGACCCGCGUAAUUAUGACUCCGCUUCCCUUCCUGUUAACCAGUCGAUCCCCUUGCAAGACCUCUCAAGACCCCCAGAUAUUGUGACACGAGAUGGACCAGAGCAGCGACGCAGAAGAACGAGCAGCAGCAGCAGCACUGCGGGACCCGAGGGAUUUCCUGUCCAGAGAACGUCGAUAAUAGGGCGCAGGGGCAUUGGGAGGAGAUAUGAACGGAUAGCGGAGGAUUCUCCCGGUCCGACGGGGCGGAGCGGGAUGGAUAAUUUCCAGACCGUCAAUUUGUCCCACGAUCAUCUUCAUCAUAAUUCCCCUAUAUCCCAUGCUGAUGAUGACCAGCCGUAUACACACAACAGUUUUCAGGAAGCCGUAGCCUCCGUUGGAUUGGCCUUCGAUGGGUCAUCACCUUCGCAUUUCUCGGGCCAGGAUUCAGCUCAGCAACGCUCUUACCAAGCUAAUGUGAGGGAAUCUGAUGACAUGACUCCCUUUUCCUAUAUGGGCAGCCAUAUUCCCAACGACGAGGAACUUUACAUGUCCCCGACUGAUACGAACGAAAAUGACACCACACCACUUACAGAUCAGAGAUAUCAACAACCCAUUGACGGCGUUUCCACCUCGCAUGGCCAGCGACAUGACAGGCCCAGCGUGCACUUCGCUAAAGAGCCGACAGUCGCUGGGACACAUCUGGGCGAUGAUCUACCACACUUGGAAGAAGGGAAUAAUAGGGUGCGUAGUGGCUCCAGCAGCCCGAAUUUUCCAGGUCGUAGGACACGUCAGCUCUCGCCUGCUCCCAAUUCCGCACUAUCAAGAGCGGGCUCGAUGAUGAAAAUGAUGUCGCAACGUGUGGUGAAUAUUAGUCAUGAACCGGAGAUCGUUGAGCAAUCACUUCGGAACAAAUCAUCGCUUAAGAAUGCCCGACUCGAGGCUCCACCAUCGCUACCUGCAAUGACGGAGUACGCCCAUGACAUAUCGACGCCGGGGCUAGAGGACGAUUUCCCACCUGAAAAGCGCCCAUCGCUUUUCUCCAAACUACGAAACCCAGAUGCGUAUCAGAAAGAGGAAAACCCGCUCAAAGGCAAUUCGUUGGGUAUCUUCACUCCGAACAAUCGACUACGGAGAGGGUUGCUGGAAAUCCUCAUCCACCCCUCAAUAGAGCCGAUAAUUCUCGUCCUCAUUAUCGUCCAGACGGUAUUACUAGCUAUUGAAUCCUCGGUAUACAAAGGCGAACGGGGGAGUCGCUGGGGGAAUCCCCCAUUCGACUACGCGUUCCUCGUUCUCUUUAUCAUUUAUACGCUCGAGAUCAGCGCAAGGAUCAUUGUCUCUGGACUUAUAUUUAAUGCAGAUGAAUAUAGUACCUUGGAUCGAUCACUUGGUUUAAGAAAAGCUUUGGUCGCAAAGGGGAAGGAUCUUUUGAUGCCACAACGACAGUUUUCUAAAAGGCACUCGAGCGAGCCGGUCGAACCUCAAGUAUCCGUUUUAAGGUCGUUCACAGGUAUUCAAAACACAACGGACCCGUCUGGGGAUGCUAACUCCCUGCAGCGAUUCCGUCUUGCUCGCCGGGCAUUUUUUCGUCAUUCAUUCACCAGGAUAGAUUUUCUUGCUGUUGUAUCAUACUGGAUAUCUUUUGUCUUGUCAAACUUAUCUCUUGAGUCGGGGCAUCAUCUUUAUGUUUUCCGAAUGCUGAGCUGCCUUCGAAUUCUGAGACUUUUGGGUCUCACUAAUGGUACUUCGGUCAUUUUCCGAAGUUUGAAAAAAGCUGCCCCCCUACUGGUCCAUGUUGCUUUUCUCAUUGGUUUUUUCUGGCUCUUGUUCGCCAUUGUAGGCGUCCAAAGCUUCAAGUCCAGCAUGCGCCGGACUUGCGUCUGGGUUGAUCCCGAGAACCAAAAUAACUUUACUUUGAAUUCUGCGCCUGAUAAGAUCCAAUUCUGCGGGGGUUACCGUGAGGUUGGCACAGGUGCCAGUAAGCCCUGGAUUUUGCCUGAUGGACGAGCAGGCGCGGUCGAUGCAAAGGGUUACCUUUGCCCUGAGGGUUCCCUCUGUGUGCAAGGCAGCAACCCUUAUGGCGGAACUAUCAGCUUUGACAAUGUCGCCCAUUCCCUGCAGCUCGUUUUCGUAGUCAUGAGCUCAAACACUUUUACCGACAUCCUUUACUACAUGACUGAUACUGACUUCCUUGGCGCUGCUUUGUUUUUCGUCGUCUCGUUUGUCAUCCUCAGUUUGUGGCUGGUCAACUUAUUAGUUGCUGUCAUCACGUCGUCAUUCCAAGUUAUCCGGGAAGAAAGCAGGCGCAGCGCAUUUGCCAGUGAACAGAUUGACGAGAGAGAGUUCGUGGACGAUACCCCUCGCAAGCUACGUGGACUGAAACUUUUCUAUGAUCGAACUUACUGGCUUUGGAUUACUGUGAUUGGAUUCGGUCUUGUAGUUCAGUGUCUCAGAAGUUCCUCCAUGGGGCAUGCCCGGCGACAACUUAUCGACAGGACUGAAAUAUUUGUCACCAUUAUUCUUGCUGUUGAAGUAUGCCUUCGAUUUGCGUCUGACUGGAGGAAUUUCUUUAGAGGCUCCCGUAAUUGGGUUGACUUGGCGCUUGCGAUCAUUACCUGCAUCAUUCUAAUACCGCCAAUACGAUAUUCCAGUCGAGCAUACGCCUCACUUUCAAUAUUUCAGGUAUUGCGUAUAUAUCGCAUCGUUCUUGCGUUCUCCGUGAUGAGCGAUUUGAUCAAGACGGUAUUCAAGAACGUAGUUGGCUUGCUCAACCUCAUUAUCUUCGUGUUUCUCAUUACAUUUUUGGCCUCAAUAUUCGCUGUCCAGUUAUUCCGGGGCCAGAUACCUUCGCAGGAUAUGGAUGGGAAUGAUGUACAAAUAACUUUUUUCGACAUAUACAACUCAUUUUUGGGAAUGUAUCAAAUACUUUCCAGCGAGAACUGGACGUCGAUAUUAUACUCAGCAGUCCAAUCUACCUAUCCGUGGAACACAGGCUGGAUCUCAGCUAUUUUCUUGACUAUGUGGUUCAUUCUGGCUAACUUUGUUGUCCUGAACAUGUUCAUUGCUGUUAUCCAGGAGAGCUUUGAUGUGUCUGAGGACGAGAAGCGGAUUCAGCAGGUGAAGGCUUUCUUACAACAGAAGCAGCUCAGUGGGUCUUCUCAGGGGAAUCUUUCACUCUCAACUAUAUUUAGACUUGGUCGCAAUUCUCAACGAUACCGAGACCCACUCGAUCAUGGCCCUGCGGCGCUUGAAAUGCUACUGAAGGAUGCUGUCGUCAACGAGUUUCUCGAUGAGCAGCCGCCGCGAUCGCCACCUGCAGAUAUCCCGCCAACGGAGACCCAACCCAGCCAUCCUGAACAUAGUAACGGCACUACCAACAUUUUCAUCUCACUGAAAAACCGGAUCAUGAACCGAGAACCCAAUCCUUUCUAUUCAAAACUGAAAUUUUCCAAAGUUUAUGACGACUCAGAUCCAACUGCAAUGGCUAAAGAGGUUCUCUCUGCGUCGGAGCAACGGAAGCGUGCACAACGACAGUACCUCCAAAAAUAUCCUAAUUAUAAUGUCUCGUUGUAUAUCUUUAAGCCCACACAUCCUUUACGACGAUUAUGCCAGAGAAUUGUUGGACCGGGUCGAGGGAGCAGUCGUUUCGAGGGGGUAGAUCCUUACAAGCCAGUGUGGUAUACCUUUUCAGCAUUCCUUUAUGCUGCGAUCGUCGCCAUGGUUUUGCUUGCUUGCGUAUCUUCACCCCUUUAUCAACGAAAUUAUCUCCAGACUCAUAAACCUGGUCUCAGUAACUGGUUCGUCUGGACAGAUCUAACUUUUGCAAUUCUUUUCACUAUUGAGGCCGUGAUAAAGGUUAUUGCAGAUGGCUUUUUUUGGACACCAAAUGCAUACUUUCGAGGCUCUUGGGGUUUCAUUGACGGGGUCGUGCUGGUUACGCUGUGGAUCAACGUUGUAUCGGCAAUAUUUAACGCUACUGCCACAUCGCGUGUUGUGGGUGCGUUCAAGGCUCUGCGAGCUUUGAGGUUGCUAAAUGUCAGUGACAGUGCGAGAGAAACUUUCCACGCCGUGAUUAUAUUGGGUGGGUGGAAGGUUAUUUCUGCGGCAUUUGUGUCAAUGAGUUUCCUGGUCCCAUUCGCUAUCUACGGCUUGAAUCUAUUCAACGGGCAGCUCAAAUCUUGCAACGAUAAUAACUUUGGGCACAGUUCAUUGGACCACUGUGUGGGCGAAUAUAUGAGCUCCCCAUAUGCAUGGAAUGUUUUGGCACCGCGGGCGGUUUCGAAUCCGUAUUACAGUUUCGACAAUUUCGGGGAAUCGCUCUUCAUUCUUUUCCAAAUUGUGUCCCAGGAAGGCUGGACUGGUGUCUUAUGGCAAUCGAUGGCAAUAACUGGAGUAAACCAACAACCUGAACCCCUUGCAUCUCAAGAAAAUGGCCUUUUCUUCAUCGUUUUCAACUUGCUCGGCGCUGUCUUCGUGUUGACACUGUUUGUCUCCGUCUUUAUGCGAAACUACACUGAACAAACCGGGGUAGCAUUCUUGACUGCUGAGCAGCGAUCUUGGCUGGAACUUCGCAAACAUCUACGACAAAUAUCACCUUCCAAACGGUCCAUUGACAAGGAUAGCAGUAAAAUCAAAUCGUGGUGUUACAAAAUUGCAGUCAAAAAACACGGACGCUGGUCAAGGUUUAUUACAGCCCUUCUGUUAUUCCAUCUCCUUCUCCUAGUUCUUGAAUUCUACCCUGAAUCUGUCUGGUGGGAUAGAACUCGAGAUAUUAUAUUUUUGAUUUUAACGCUAUUCUAUAUCGCCAAUAUUUUCAUUCGAAUUGUCGGCCUAACGUGGCAACGAUUCAGUAGAAGUUCGUGGGACUUAUACUCGAUCGUUUCGGUACCUGGAACCUUUAUCACAACAAUACUCUCAGUAAUUCGAUACGAGAAUAUCGUCUUUACACGUCUCCAUAAACUAUUUCUUGUCUCUAUAGCUUUGUUGAUGAUUCCUCGGAAUAGCGAGCUCGAUCAGCUAUUCAAGACCGCUGCUUCCAGUCUGACGGCCAUUGGCAACCUUCUGGCAACCUGGUUUGUUCUUUUCCUUGUCUAUGCAAUUGCCCUCACUCAGAUAUUUGGCCUUACCAAGUUUGGGAAAGGGGAAAAUGGCAAUAUCAAUUUCAGAGAUGUUCCAAGGGCACUUGUUCUUCUUUUCCGUACAAGUGCUGGAGAGGGUUGGAACGAGAUAAUGGAAGAUUUUGCUACCAUGGCGCCACCUUACUGCACAGCCGAGGGACGAUUCUUUGAGAGCGACUGCGGUAGUGCCGCUUGGGCCCGCGCUCUUUUUAUUUCCUGGAAUAUUCUUAGCAUGUACAUUUUUGUAUCUCUCUUCGUAUCGCUUAUUUUCGAGAGUUUUUCUUAUGUCUACCAACGAAGCAGCGGGCUGUAUGCAAUCAGCAGAGAGGAGAUCCGGCGUUUCAAACAAGCAUGGGCUACCUACGAUCCUGAUGGAACUGGAUAUAUCUCUAAGGAAGCUUUUCCGAGGUUGUUAGGGGAGCUAUCUGGCAUAUUUGAGAUGCGCAUCUACGACGGUGACUUCACAGUUGGCCGUAUCGUGGAAGACUGCAAAGUCCAUCGCAGGGAAUCAAGUCAGACGCCAUAUGUACGAGCCAUUGAUGGAAUUGACUUGGACAAGUUGCAACGUAGGAUUGAUCGCAUCCCCGUCCAGCAAAUCCGCAGAAAGCGCGCUCGCAUGAAUGCUUUUUAUGAAGAAGUCCUCGUUUCGGCAGACCCUGAAAGAGGCAUUUCCUUCACUUCUUGCCUGAUGAUUCUUGCUCAUUACAAUGUGAUCACUGAUAGUAAGAGUUUGAGACUCGAGGAAUUCCUCCGUCGCCGAGCUCGCCUCCAGCGCGUAGAAGAAGCGGUCCGACGAAACGUAGUGAUUGGUUUUUUUGACACAUUGUAUUGGUCCCGAAAAUUCCGUCGCCGCUAUGAACCUGAUCAUGACUCCCGCCUCGGCUCUGUGCCACAGUUUGCUGUUCCAGAAAUUUUUGUGGAAGAUGGCGAGCAAGAUGAGCAACCGCAGCAACAACGCCAAAGCAGGCCAUCGCAGCCCUCGGAUUCAGCUUUGCCUUCUCCCAUGCUCUCGCCAGAUUCGUUAAGUCGCUCCUCCCGCGAUGAGGCUGGUCGCAGACGAAUGCUCAGCCCACCUUCUAUUGACACAAAUAUCUCCCAAAGCUCAGGCUCACAAACACGCAAUGCCGACUGGGCAAGUAGAAGUCCUUCAUCGUCUCCGCGCCUAAGCCGCACGUUCUUUAGUUCCACUCCUCCCGGCCCAGAUGAUAUAACAACCCAUCGACCGGAUAAUGACAGCUCUGUCAGUGUGCAGGGCGUCAUGGAGUCGCUAGACAAUUCUGCAUGGGGCGAAAGUAUCAGACGGAGUUUCACGAUGCGUCGGUCGCAGGGCCGGGAAUAA
This is a messenger RNA of Histoplasma capsulatum G186AR, 6468 nucleotides long. Its product is annotated as calcium channel subunit Cch1. Gene Ontology annotation, biological process: calcium ion import across plasma membrane. The record is from RefSeq and is a predicted model, not a curated record. NCBI's taxonomy places the organism in Eukaryota, Fungi, Ascomycota, Eurotiomycetes, Onygenales, Ajellomycetaceae. Gene Ontology annotation, cellular component: voltage-gated calcium channel complex; membrane. The transcript is spliced from 6 exons. Gene Ontology annotation, molecular function: calcium ion binding; high voltage-gated calcium channel activity. Bases 1 to 6468 code for a protein of 2155 amino acids.